CAAUUCCCAUCAUAUACCCUCAGGCCUCAAUUAUCUCCUCAAUUCCCAAUUCCCCAUUCCUAAUUCCUAAUUCCUAAUUCCCCCUUUUCACAAACACCUCUCUCUCGUUAAAUCAACCACUCAAAAAACCAAAAAAGGGAAAAAAAAAAGAAAAUACCAAAAGGAAAAAAGAAGGAAAAAACGAGAGGAAGGUUAAACGGAAUACAAUUUCACUCUUCUCUUCAUCGUCUUCUUCCUCCCUUAAAUCUGCUGUUAAAUUUGCCACCUGGCGCAUCUUAGCCGCCGCCGCCGCCGCCGCCGCCGUCGUCGACGACCUUUUGAAUUUCAUCGCCUUUUCCCUCCCAAACCCGAUUACCCGAGCCGAUUCAAUUCCUCAUUGCUCCUUCGUUCGCCUUCCCGCCGAUUCACUUCCGGCGACUCCCAAUUGCCGCCGUCGAUACGGAUACCAUAACCUCUUACCCUCCGCGUUUCCUUCCAUCUUAAUUACUCAAACUGUCUUCUCUCUCUUCUGCUUGCCUUCUCGAGGGUUCAAAGCUUCUUUUUCACCAACACUAAGUUGAGGUCUUUUAUUCCAUGUAGAAGAAUGGCCUUUUUUAGGAAUCAUUCAAAUGAACCAGUUUCCCAUGGUGUCUUGGAGGACAAAGGUCAGGGAGAAAUUGCCGAUAGAACUCACACCUCUGCAGGAAAUGACGAGGUAGAAAUGAGCACAGGGAAAGAAUUUGAUAUGAACAUGGACGUGCACUAUAAUAAUGGUGGUCAGGUGGAUGAAUCCAGUAGGCUUCAAAAUGAGUCAGCUGCAGAUGAUGGAAUUGCUAUGAGAGUGUCAAACUUGCAAAAUUCUGGAAGAAGGACGGUAGUGGGUAGAAGGUGGGGUUCAACUUUUUGGAAGGACUGCCAACCUAUGAUUCAUGGGGGCUCCGAUUCUGCACAGGAGUCGAAGAGUGAGUCUGACAAUAGAACUGGAGAAGGAUCAGAAGAUAAUAUAUCCAAUGAAAAAGAUGGAGGAUCAGAAUUUGAAGAUGAUGAUGACCAGCCAAAAGAGGUGGUUAAAGGUCAAAGAAGGUAUUCUGAUGUCCCCGUCGAAGAUGGGACGUUGUCAGAUGAAUAUUAUGAGCAGGAUGUAGAUGAUCAGAGUGAUUCCAUGCCAUACAGAGGCUAUAAUAACUCAGUUAAGUCAAAUAGGUCACAGUCGCAGCCUGUUACUGCCAACAACAAUCACUUGCGAAGAAAUUCUAGAGUUGUGAAUGAUGAAGACGAUGAAGAUGGAGAUUAUGAAGACCAUAAUGAUGAUGCUGAUUAUGAAGAAGAGGAUGAGGAAGAAGAAGAUGACCCUGAUGACGUGGACUUCGAACCUGAUUAUGGUGUCACAAGUGGUCGUUCAGUGAAAAAGGAUAAAGACUGGGAUGGUGAAGAUUAUGAGGAAGAAGAUGGUAGUGAUGAUGAUUUGGAAAUCUCUGAUGAGGAUGCAUCUAACUAUGGAAAGAAAGGCAGGGGAAAGCAACGAGGUAAAGGAGGGCGCACUAUAAAACCUACCACUGAACUUAAAUCAUACCAAUCAUCUAUUCGACAAAGAAAAGGAAAAUCCUCAUAUGAAGAGGAUGAAUCUUCAACGGAGGAUUCUGCUAGUGAUAGUGUUGAGGGUUUAAAAAGUUCAGGAAAGACUGGCACUCACCUUCGCAAGAAUAGUGGUCGGUUAUCUGUAGUAACAGGUGUCUCAGGACGGAGAAGUGAGGUCAGAACUUCUAGUAGGUCAGUUCGAAAAGUUUCAUAUGUUGAAAGUGAAGAAAGUGAAGAAUUUGAUGAGGGCAAAAAGAAAAAGUCCCAAAAGGAGGAAGUCGAAGAGGAAGAUGGUGAUGCAAUUGAAAAGGUUCUCUGGCACCAGCCAAGGGGCAUGGCUGAAGAUGCUUUAAGGAAUAACAGAUCAAUUGACCCCGUCCUGUCUAGUCAUUCAUUUGAUUCUGAAGCGGAUUGGAAUGAGGUGGAAUUUUUGAUAAAAUGGAAAGGCCAGUCACAUUUACACUGUCAAUGGAAAUCAUUCUCUGAACUACAACAUCUUAGUGGUUUUAAGAAGGUUAUAAACUAUACGAAAAAGGUCGUGGAGGAAAUAAAGUUCAGGAACAGUAUCUCCCGUGAGGAGAUUGAGGUCUAUGAUGUCAGUAAGGAAAUGGAUUUAGAUCUCAUCAAGCAAAACAGUCAGGUGGAGAGAGUAAUUGCUGACCGUAUCAGCAAAGAUGGUUCAGGUGAUGUAGUACCGGAGUAUUUGGUAAAGUGGCAAGGAUUGUCUUAUGCUGAAGCAACUUGGGAAAAGGAUGUAGAUAUUUCAUUUGCCCAAGAUGCCAUUGAUGAGUACAAGGCUCGUGAAGCUGCAAUGUCUGUGCAAGGGAAAUCAGUUGAUAUUCAGCGUAAAAAGAGCAAAGUGAGUUUAAGGAAACUUGAUGAACAGCCUGAAUGGUUGAAGGGAGGCAAGCUUCGAGAUUAUCAGCUUGAGGGUUUGAAUUUUCUUGUUAAUAGUUGGAGAAAUGAUACUAAUGUAAUUUUAGCUGAUGAAAUGGGUCUUGGGAAAACUGUUCAGUCUGUUUCCAUGCUUGGAUUUUUACAGAAUGCUCAACAAAUUCAUGGUCCGUUUCUUGUUGUUGUACCACUGUCCACAUUGUCGAACUGGGCCAAAGAAUUUAGGAAGUGGCUGCCUGAUAUGAAUGUUAUUGUCUAUGUCGGUACCCGUGCAAGCAGAGAGGUCUGUCAGCAACAUGAAUUUGAAAAUAAAAGAACUGGCAGACCUAUAAAGUUUAAUGCGUUGUUGACCACGUAUGAAGUAGUUCUGAAGGAUCGUGCAGUUCUUUCAAAGAUCAAGUGGAAUUAUUUGAUGGUCGAUGAAGCUCAUAGGUUAAAGAAUAGUGAGGCACAGUUGUACACGACCCUUUCGGAGUUUAGCACAAAAAAUAAACUGCUCAUUACUGGCACUCCAUUGCAGAACAGUGUGGAAGAGCUAUGGGCUCUGCUUCACUUUCUUGAUCCUGAAAAGUUCAAGAGCAAGGAUGACUUUGUUCAGAAUUACAAGAACCUUAGUUCGUUCAAUGAGAAUGAGCUCGCUAAUCUUCACAUGGAACUGAAGCCUCACAUCCUUCGUCGAGUUAUAAAGGAUGUUGAGAAGUCUUUGCCUCCCAAGAUUGAGCGUAUUCUUAGGGUAGAGAUGUCUCCACUCCAGAAACAGUACUACAAAUGGAUUUUAGAACGCAACUUUCAUGAUUUAAACAAAGGAGUUCGUGGGAAUCAGGUUUCCCUUUUGAACAUUGUGGUGGAGUUAAAGAAAUGCUGCAAUCACCCCUUUCUGUUUGAAAGUGCAGAUCACGGUUAUGGUGGGGACUUCGACUCAAAUGAUAGCAGCAAGCUGGAUAGAAUAAUCUGGAGCAGUGGGAAGCUAGUUAUACUUGAUAAGUUAUUAAUGAGGUUGCAUGAGACAAAGCAUCGGGUUUUGAUUUUCUCACAGAUGGUUAGAAUGCUCGACAUUCUGGCUGAUUACAUGUCAUACAGAGGAUUCCAAUUUCAGAGGCUUGAUGGAAGUACAAAGGCUGAGUUUCGCCAGCAGGCAAUGGAUCAUUUCAAUGCACCUGGUAGUGAUGAUUUUUGCUUCCUUCUUUCAACUCGAGCUGGUGGCUUAGGUAUAAACCUUGCAACAGCAGAUACAGUAAUCAUAUUUGAUUCUGACUGGAACCCACAAAAUGACUUACAGGCGAUGAGUAGGGCCCAUAGAAUAGGGCAACAGGAAGUUGUUAAUAUAUACAGAUUUGUUACAAGCCGAAGCGUUGAGGAAGAUAUCUUGGAGCGAGCAAAGAAGAAGAUGGUUCUUGAUCAUCUGGUGAUUCAAAAAUUAAAUGCGGAAGGUAGAUUGGAGAAGAGAGAAGCCAAAAAAGGCGUUAAUUUUGAUAAAAAUGAGCUGUCAGCUAUUUUAAGAUUUGGGGCAGAAGAACUUUUCAAGGAGGACAAGAAUGAUGAAGAUAGUAAGAAGAGGUUGCAAAGUAUGGAUAUUGAUGAGAUUCUUGAAAGAGCAGAGAAGGUUGAAGAGAAAGAAGCUGGGGGAGAGGAAGGGCAUGAAUUGCUGAGUGCUUUCAAGGUUGCUAACUUUUGUAGUGCUGAAGAUGACAGAAGUUUUUGGAGUCGUUGGAUAAAACCAGAAGCAGUCUCCCAGGCAGAACAAGCUCUAGUUCCUCGCGCUGCCAGGAAUACGAAGAGCUAUGCAGAGGCUAAUCAGCCUGAGAGUGUUGGUAAAAGGAAGAAAGGAUCUGGGCCUGUUGAGAGGGCUCAGAAACGCCGUAAAGGUGAUAUUUCUGCUUCUUCAGCACCAAUGAUUGAGGGUGCAUCUGCUCAAGUGAGAAGGUGGUCUUGUGGGAAUUUGUCUAAAAGAGAUGCGUUACGCUUUUCUCGUGCGGUUAUGAAAUUUGGGAAUGAGAGUCAAAUUAGCUUAAUAGCUGCAGAUGUCGGUGGUGCAAUUGGAGCAGCUAAGCCUGAGGCACAGAUUGAACUAUUCAAUUCUUUACUUGAUGGCUGUCGAGAUGCUGUUGAAUCAGGAACCACAGACCCAAAGGGACCGAUGUUAGAUUUUUUUGGUGUGCUAGUGAAAGCUAAUGAACUUCUUAACCGAGUUGAAGAGCUUCAGCUUCUAGCAAAACGAAUUAGCCGUUAUGAAGAUCCUAUCAAGCAAUUUCGUGCAUUGAUGCACCUAAAACCUUCAAAUUGGUCAAAAGGUUGUGGUUGGAACCAGAUUGAUGAUGCAAGAUUGCUAUUGGGAGUACACUACCAUGGUUUUGGUAAUUGGGAAAAGAUCAGGUUGGAUGAGAAACUCGGCCUCAUGAAAAAGAUUGCUCCUGUGGAACUUCAACAUCAUGAAACCUUUCUGCCACGUGCUCCCAAUUUGAGAGAUCGUGCUAAUGCACUUCUGGAGAUGGAACUUGCUGCAAUGGGUAAAAGUUUGAAUCCCAAAGCUGGUCGAAAGACUACAAAGAAGGAUAGGGAAAAUUUACAAAAAGUUUCGGCAUCACGUGGCUUGGAUAAAAAGGGAAAACCAGGUUCUCCUAAGGUAAAGACCAAAAUGAGGGACAGAACUUCCAAACCCCAGAGAGUUGAGAACCUUGUGAAAGAGGAGGGUGAAAUGUCUGACAACGAAGAAGUAUAUGAGCAUUUCAAGGAAGUUAAAUGGAUGGAAUGGUGUGAAGAUGUCAUGGCCGAUGAAAUUGUAACUCUGGAACGACUUCAAAGGUUACAGACAACUAGUGCCAAACUCCCAAAGGAAAAGGUGCUUUCAAAAAUUCGCAAUUACUUGCAGCUUCUUGGAAGAAGAAUAGAUCAAGUUGUUCUAGAUCACGAGGAGGAACCGUAUAAACAAGAUAGGAUGACAAUGCGAUUGUGGAAUUAUGUCUCCACCUUUUCAAAUUUGUCCGGGGAGAGACUUCAUCAAAUUUAUUCAAAGCUUAAGCAGGAAAAAGAAGUGGGGGCAGGUCCGUCCUACAUCAAUGGUACUGGAUCUGGUAUUAUGGGCAGGGAUGGUGAUUCUGCUCAUGUUGGAGCCUUUCCUCGUCAUUUUCAGAGGGUACGGGGGAACAAAAAUAAUAGUUCCCACCAAAUGUCUGAACCAGUUCCAAAGGGGCUUGAAACCGGGAAAUACGAAGCAUGGAAACGGCGAAGAAGAGGAGGGGAUGCAGACAGUCAAUACCAAGUUCCUUGCCCACCUUCAAAUAACAUGAGUAACGGCAGUCGGAUACCAGAUCCAAAUUCAUUGGGGAUUCUUGGGGCAGCACCAACUGAAAACAACAGGAGGUUUGCUAACGAUCGGCCGUACAGGAUCCGUCAAUCUGGUUUUCCUGCAAGACAAGGUUGAGAGAUGGGAGGACCAAGUAAGCCUCUUCUGCAGUGUGGAAGGGUGGCUGAUUUGAGAGAAGGCUUUCAGCUUCGACCCUAUCCGUUCACCACUGCCAGCGGUAUAUAAUUCUCUGGUUCUUUUUCCACCAUGGGAAUAAAUAGCUGCAGACCUCUAUUUGUGUUAUGUGGCUGACCCUAGAAAGUUAAUCUGCGAAAAAAACAUAAAAUGGGAUAUUUGAUCCUGACCAUUGACCGCCGAGGCCAGUUGAAAAGAUGCUAUGGUACGUUCAGGGCUAGAGGCAUCUUUGCGAGUUGAGUUCGAGUAAUUUGUUCGUAUAUAGCGAAAAUUCGGAAGAAGGGGAUCUACUUCUCGCUCAUUUGGUACGCAACAAGUUCAUGAGGGUAGAUCCUGCACAUACUAUGUUCACCCUAAAUUGUACAUUAUCAGUUAUUUCAAAAAUUUUGAUCAUUUUUUUCUUCUCCUUUUUGGCUACAAUAGUACAAUUCGUGUCCUCAUUUGUUCAUAAGAAAUGUAGUUCGAUGAUUCUUCAAAUGUACCCCCAAGUAACCAUUGGAUUCUUUUUUUUUUUUUUCUCUUUCUCAAAACUUUUAUUUAGAAACA
Messenger RNA from Momordica charantia (bitter melon), 6475 nucleotides. It is a transcript of the gene CHR5, whose product is annotated as chromatin remodeling 5. Gene Ontology annotation, cellular component: nucleus; chromatin. Gene Ontology annotation, biological process: nucleosome organization. The record is from RefSeq and is a predicted model, not a curated record. Lineage: Eukaryota; Viridiplantae; Streptophyta; Magnoliopsida; Cucurbitales; Cucurbitaceae. Gene Ontology annotation, molecular function: chromatin binding; DNA binding; histone binding.